Penicillium paradoxum is the source of this 474-nucleotide messenger RNA. Its product is annotated as ubiquitin-conjugating enzyme E2. NCBI's taxonomy places the organism in Eukaryota, Fungi, Ascomycota, Eurotiomycetes, Eurotiales, Aspergillaceae. The record is from RefSeq and is a predicted model, not a curated record. Bases 1 to 474 code for a protein of 157 amino acids. The transcript has 4 exons.
AUGUUUGCUACAAAGCGCCUGAGCAAGGAGCUCAUCAAGAUGCAAGAUCAUCUCCCGCCGGGAAUCUCAAUUGUCAAGUGUGACAAUUUGGAGGAAUGGCAGAUGGACAUCAAGAUUCUUGACCAGAAUCCGCUCUAUUUGGACCAGACUUAUCGCCUGAAGUUCACUUUCAGCAACAAAUACCCCAUCGAACCCCCGGAGGUUCAAUUCAUCGAAUGUCCCGUGUCGACCGACACUCCCCGCAAGAUUCCGAUGCACCCCCACAUCUACAGCAACGGAAUUAUCUGCCUUGAUCUCCUGGGCUCAGCCGGCUGGUCCCCAGUCCAGACAGUCGAGAGUGUCUGCAUGAGUCUUCAGAGUAUGCUGACCGCCAACAGCCGUGACGAGCGACCCGCCGGUGACAAAGAGUUUAUUGCUACCAACCGCCGUCGCAUUCGCGACAUCAAUUUUGUCUAUGAGGAUGAUAACGUAUAA